GGAAACCUAGAUGAUCGUUUUAUGAUUAUUCGUUUUAGGAACAGUGUCGAUUGAAAGUUGUGGACCGCAAUUGGUUUUUGGCUGAAGUUAAGGGUGUUUGAUGAAUGAUAAAUGUCUCCAUCUUUAAGAAUAAGUGUUUAGGCUUAACAAAUUUAAGAAAUGUCUCAUUAUAUAUCCUUCAUAUGUUACAAAUAGAAAAAAGGCUAGAAAAACAUCUCAUGUGUGGGUUUAUUUUGAGAAGAUAACCGGUGAAGACAGAUUGCCAAAAACAAGAUGCCUCGUCUGUGACAAAGUGUUUAGUGCUCGUCCCAAACCAAAUAUAUCAACAAUGUUACGACACUUACUCAAGUGUUGUCCAAAGCCUUCAACCCAACAUUCCGUUUUAGAUAUUCGAGAAAACCCACCAGAAUGAGUGAGAAAGGAGAUCAAAUGUGUGUAUACUGCUUGGAUUUUUUUGGAAUAGAAGAUGAAAUCAAGGAUCCUGAAGAAGGAUGUGAAAAACACCUCUUCUUGUUAAGCAACCCAGAAAAGGCUAAGAAGAAUAUAAAAAGUGGUUGUUAAAGAAGAUGGAAGAGAAGGGAGGUAGUAAGGUGGGUGCUGAUGAAGGUUCUUCAAAAAUUGUUCAUACCGGAUCUGGUGAAGAAGAAAACAUAACAAUCACCGAACAAAAUCAUAAAGUUUGUCCAUUUUGUAUAUCAGUUGUAGGCAUAGUUGAUGAAGUUGAAAAUCACAAAAUAAACUGCCUUGAAAAAGACUCUCGGUCAUAUAACCUAGGUGAAGCGGUGGAAGAAUAUAGAAAUCGGGUGUUGUUGAAAAUGGAGAAAAAGGCCGAGGAAGAAAUGGGUAGACUGCAAGUGCGGGAAGAAAUAGGUUCAUCUUCAUAUUCAGCCUCAGGUAAGAAGAAGGUAGAGGAAGAAAUAGGUUCAGACUCAAGUAAGAAGACAGUAAAGGAAGAAAUAUGUUCAAACUCAAGUAAGAAGAACGUAGAGGAAGAAAUAAGUUCAGACUCAAGUAAGAAAAAGGUGGAGAAAGAAAUAGGUUCAUUUUCGUAUUCAGUCUCAGGUAAGGAAGAAAUUGGUUCAGACUCAAGUAAGAUGAAGGUUGGGAAAGAAAUGGGCUCUGAGACAACUAAAUCAGACUCAACUGAAUCCUUUGAACAAGAACUAGCAGAAACAACUGAAUCCACUGAACCAGCAGAGACAACUGAUAAUGAAAUGCCUGAGAUUCAUAUUGUCAGAGAAAUCUUGAUCGCUAAGGGUGGAUGAAGCAACGACAUCGUCGGAAAUUUCUGUGAGUGAGAUAGUAAAUAUUCUGAAAGACAAAGUCACAAUGACGUUCCAGUCACUCGGUAUAAAACAAUAGUCUUGCUGGUAGAGUGAGCUAAUUCUUGUCCAAGGUAUGAGCUCGAAUCUUAUGGUUUUUGAAUUGUAAUAAUUGGGAUUGUUGACCUCACUUGUUGAUGGUUUUUGAUACUUAGUGAUUAAUUUCUGAAUUCU
Helianthus annuus (common sunflower) is the source of this 1496-nucleotide messenger RNA. Its product is annotated as gelsolin-related protein of 125 kDa-like. The record is from RefSeq and is a predicted model, not a curated record. Lineage: Eukaryota; Viridiplantae; Streptophyta; Magnoliopsida; Asterales; Asteraceae. The transcript is spliced from 2 exons. The coding region runs from base 567 to 1265 and encodes 232 amino acids.